Marmota flaviventris (yellow-bellied marmot) is the source of this 2434-nucleotide messenger RNA. Its product is annotated as glycerol-3-phosphate acyltransferase 2, mitochondrial. Gene Ontology annotation, cellular component: mitochondrial membrane. Gene Ontology annotation, molecular function: glycerol-3-phosphate O-acyltransferase activity. NCBI's taxonomy places the organism in Eukaryota, Metazoa, Chordata, Mammalia, Rodentia, Sciuridae. Gene Ontology annotation, biological process: piRNA processing; glycerol-3-phosphate metabolic process; triglyceride biosynthetic process. The record is from RefSeq and is a predicted model, not a curated record.
AUGACCACCAUGUUGAAAUCCAGAUCCCCAGUCCAGCAGAGGAGCAGCCAUAAUGGCCAGGAGACCAGCCUGUGGUCCUCAGGCUUUGGGAUGAAGCUGGAGGCUGUCACCCCAUUUCUAGGGAAGUAUCGUCCUUUUGUGGGUCGCUGCUGCCAGACCUGCACCCCCAAGAGCUGGGAGUCCCUCUUCCACAGAAGCAUAAUGGAUUUGGGCUUCUGCAACGUGAUCCUAGUGAAGGAGGAGAACACCAGGUUUCGAGGCUGGCUGGUUCGCAGGCUCUGCUAUUUCCUGUGGUCCCUAGAGCAGCACAUCCCCUCCUGCCAGGAUGCCUCACAGAAGAUCAUGGAAAGCAGUGGGGUACAGAACCUCCUCUCAGGGAGGGCACCGGGAGGGGCCGGGGAAGGCCAGACGCCAGACCUUGUGGAGAAGGAGGUUCAGCGCAUCCUGGGCCAUAUCCAGGCUCCACCCCGCCCCUUCCUACUCAGGCUGUUCAGCUGGGUGCUGCUGCGGGUCCUGAACUGCCUCUUCCUGAACAUCCAGCUCCACAAGGGCCAGAUGAAGAUGGUCCAUAAGGCCGCCCAGGCGGGGUCUCCGCUGGUCUUCCUCUCUACUCACAAGUCGAUCCUGGAUGGAAUAUUGCUGCCUUUUGUGCUGCUCUCCCAGGGCCUGGGUGUGCUCCGUGUGGCUUGGGACUCCCGUGCCUGCUCUCCUGCUCUCAGAGCCCUGCUGAGGAAUCUUGGGGGGCUUUUCUUGCCCCCAGAGGCCAACCUCUCUCUAGACAGUUCCAAAGGGAUCCUUGCAAGGGCUGUGGUCCAUGCGGCCAUGGAGCAACUGCUGGUCAGUGGGCAGCCCCUGCUCAUCUUCCUGGAGGAGCCUCCUGGAGCUCCAGGGCCACGGCUGUCAGCCCUAGGCCAGGCCUGGCUAGGAACAGUGGUGCAGGCGGUCCAUGUGGGUACUGUCCCAGAUGCUAUGCUGGUGCCAGUGGCCAUUACCUACGACCUGGUUCCAGAUAUAUCCUGUGACAUGCAUCAAGCCUCCAGCCCCCUGGGGCUGUGGAGGGGAGCUCUGGCUGUCCUGCAGAGACUGCGCAGCUCCUGGGGCUGCCUCCACAGGGUCUGUGUCCGGGUGCACCUUGCCCAGCCCUUCUCCCUGCAGGAGUACACCACCAAUGCCAGGAGCUGUUGGAGCGGCAGGCAGACCCUGGAGCACCUGCUGCAGCCCGUCGUGCUGGGCCAGUGCACUGUUGUCCCAGACACAGAGAAGGAACAGGAGUGGACCCCAACAACUGGGCCCCUCCUGGCCUUCAAGGAAGAGGACCAGCUCCUGGUCAGGCGACUGAGCCAGCAUAUCCUGCAUGCCAGCGUGGCCAGCUCGGCAGUGAUGAGCACAGCCAUCAUGGCGACACUGCUGCUGUUCAAGCACCAGAAGGGUGUGGUCCUGUCACAACUCCUGGGGGAGUUCUCCUGGCUGACAGAGGAGACGCUGCUGCGUGGCUUUGACGUGGGCUUCUCAGGGCAGCUGCGGUGCUUGGUGCAACACACGCUGAGCCUGCUGCGGGCACACGUGAUCCUGUUGCGCAUCCACCGUGGGGACUUGGUGGUGGUGCCACGGCCUGGUCCAGGCCUCACACACCUGGCACGCCUGAGUGCAGAGCUACUGCCUGCCUUCCUGAGCGAGGCUGUGGGUGCCUGUGCUGUGCGUGGGCUGCUCGCAGGCAGAGUGCCACCCGAGGGGCCCUGGGAACUUCAGGGCAUAGAGCUGCUAAGCCAGAGUGAACUCCACCGCCAGAUCCUGCUGCUGCUGCACCUGUUGCCACAGGACCUGUUGCUGCUGCAGCCCUGCCAGUCUUCCUACUGUUACUGUCAGGAAGUGCUGGACCGGCUCAUUCAGUGUGGGCUCCUGGUCGCUGAGGAGACCCCAGGCUCUCGGCCAGCCUGUGACACGGGGCGUCAUCGUUUGAGUGCAAAGCUGCUGUGGAAACCGAGUGGGGACUUUACUGACAGUGACAGUGAUGACUUUGAGGAGGCAGAGGGCCGGUACUUCAGGCUCAGCCAGCAGUCACGCUGCCCCGACUUCUUCCUUUUCCUCUGCCGCCUGCUCAGUCCACUGCUCAAGGCCUUUGCACAGGCUGCCGCCUUCCUCCGCCAGGGACAACUGCCAGAUACUGAGGCAGGCUAUACAGAGCAGUUGUUCCAGUUCUUUCAGGCCACGGCCCAGGAAGAGGGAAUCUUUGAGUAUGUGGACCCAAACCUCGCCAUCAGUGCUGUCUGGACCUUCAGAGACCUGGGGGUACUGCAGCAGACGCCCAGCCCUGCAGGCCCCCAGCUUCACCUGUCCCUUACAUUUGCCAGCCGGGACAAUCAGGACAAGUUGGAGCAAUUCAUCCGACAAUUCAUCUGCAGUUAGAGCCAUAAGGCAGAGCCCGAUCUCAAAA